Fomitopsis serialis is the source of this 1257-nucleotide messenger RNA. Its product is annotated as MBOAT, membrane-bound O-acyltransferase family-domain-containing protein. The transcript has 13 exons. Gene Ontology annotation, cellular component: membrane; endoplasmic reticulum. Gene Ontology annotation, biological process: glycerophospholipid biosynthetic process; lipid modification. The record is from RefSeq and is a predicted model, not a curated record. Gene Ontology annotation, molecular function: 1-acylglycerophosphocholine O-acyltransferase activity; 1-acylglycerol-3-phosphate O-acyltransferase activity. The coding region runs from base 1 to 1257 and encodes 418 amino acids. NCBI's taxonomy places the organism in Eukaryota, Fungi, Basidiomycota, Agaricomycetes, Polyporales, Fomitopsidaceae.
AUGGACGCGCUCUUUAUACCGCUGGCAGCAGCGGUGGGUGCUUCGCUAGACCAGGUCAAGUUGAUAUCCUGCUUGCUGGUGUCUUACCCAUUGGGGAGCAUCUUCAUCAGACUACCUGUUUCACAGCCUAAUCUUAGACAUGUCUUCAACGUCGCUGUCACGUCAAUAUACCUGCUGCCCAUACUGAACAUGGGUGCUGCAUACUUCCAGUUACUUGCCGACAUCUUGUUCACAUACUAUGUUGCUGCAUAUGUCAGAACCUCAAAAAUGCCAUGGAUCGUAUUCGGCACCAUCAUGUCACACCUAGUUUUGAAUCAUGUAAUUCGGGCUAUGUUGGGCCAGAGCUACGAAACUUACGAGAUCACGGGUCCCCAAAUGGUGUUGACCAUGAAGCUUACUACUUUCGCAUGGAAUGUAUAUGACAGCCGCAGACCUGCAGAGGAUCUCGACAAGUGGCAAGCGGAGAAGCGCGUGAGCGAGUAUCCGUCCUUGCUCGCCUUCCUCGGCUUCGCGUUCUACUUCCCGGGCUUCCUCGUCGGGCCUUCAUUAGAGUACGCAGACUACGACACGCUCAUUCACGGCACGCUGUUCCAGAAGCUCGAGAAGAAGGACAACACUGGACGGGGCAGCCGACGGCUGGUGCCCAAAGGCAGGAAACGUGUGGCAUACCGCCAGAUGAUCUUGGGUCUCGCCCUCCUUGGGACGUAUGUUACGUUCUCGGGGUCGGCCAACCUCACGGUAACGGUGCAGGAUUGGUAUGUCAAGAAGGGUUUCCUCUACCGGAUUGCCUACUUGCAGUUCUGCGGGUUCAUCGAGCGCACGAAAGGGAAGUCGACCUGGAACGGCGCCGCGAAUGUAGACAUGCUGAAUCUCGAGUUUCCGCCGAACUUCAAGGUCUUGCUGGACUCGUGGAACAUCAAGACGAACGUGUGGCUCAGGGAGUGCAUCUACAAGCCCGGAUUCAGGAGCAGUAUGCUCACGUUCACGACAAGCGCUAUCUGGCACGGCGUUCAAGGCGGAUACUACCUGACCUUCGCCUUUGGAGGGUUCAUCCAAACUGCACAGCGCCUCUGCCGCCGGCACAUCCGCCCACUCAUCCUCCCUGCCACUUAUCGUGCGUACGACCUGCGGGCACGUUGUCUCAUCCUCGUCCUCAACUACACCGUCAUCCCGUUCAUGCUCCUCGACGCGCACCGAGCAGGCCUGCUGAAGGGAAUCAGGCGAAGAGGGUCGGAAGGGCCGUAUGCAGGCAGCUAG